UCAGGUUCUAGAGAGAGAGAGUGAGGCAGUGAGAGUGAGACUGAGACCAUCAGAAUGAGAUGGAGAGAGAGAGAGUGAGUGAGAGAGUAGCAAAAUCAGAAGUAGAAGUAUAAAGAAGCCAUGAAAAGUAGAGCUACCUACCCAAUCAAAGCACUAACUUAUUUGCAACCACUAAUCUCUUUUCUUUCUUUCUCUCUAUUCUCUCUCACCAACUCACUCAGUCAAAUAGCUUUGAGAAAAUGAGUCUCCAUUUACAUUCUCUCCCUCUUUUGUUUACUUUCAAAUAAAUCUCGAUCUCUCUCUCUCACACACACACUCACUCACUCUCUCACUCUCACCCAACCAACCACCAUGGGCAGAUCUCCAUGCUGUGACAAAGAGCACAUAAACAAAGGUACUUGGUCCAGAGAAGAAGAUCUCUGCCUCUCCAACUACAUCAAGGCAAACGGGGAAGGCAACUGGAGAGCUCUCCCAAAAGCCGCAGGAUUGAACCGAUGCGGCAAGAGCUGCAGGCUCAGGUGGAUUAAUUACCUGAAACCCGGCGUCAAGCAUGGAAACUUCACUGCUGAGGAAGAUGAUCUCAUCAUCCAACUUCACAGUGAGGUUGGAAACAAGUGGGCUUCGAUUGCGGCCUAUCUACCUGGGAGAACUGAUAAUGAGAUCAAGAACCACUGGAACACCCGCAUCAAGCGCCAGCUCUACCUCCGCGGAAUCAACCCCGCAACCCAUGAGCGAAUCCCCGGCUUGGGCCAACUCCCCUCUUUAUCCACAGCCUCUGUCGCCAUUGUCACCGCUGCCACCUCAGCACCUCCUGCACCUGUGGUGGGCCUCACAAGCAAGAAGGUAAUCAUCAGCGCCAACAACCACAGCAGCAGCAGCAACAGCAUCGUCACUAGCGGCGGCAGCAUCAGCAACCCCCAGAAGAACAAAGACAAGAAGAAGAUUGAGGAUCAGUUUCAGAUGUUUGAUGUUUUUUCCAAUUCCAAGGUUGUUGGAAAGGCUGCUGACUCAGGCUCGAAUAGAAGCAGUGCGGUCUCUGCAUAUCAGGAAGCUUAUAAUCCUGAAAUCAACUUGGAACUUUCAUUGGCACCACCAAUGAACCCUCCUCCUCCUCAGAGAAUGUGAUGCCACCACCACAACAGGUUUUAGGGUUCCAAAGGGGUGCUGCUCCUGGUGGAUUUAUGAGAUUUUAUGGGCUGUGAAGAAUAAUCUGAAUGAUAUGAUUCAUUUUAGAGUUGAUAGGGUGGGAGAGUCUUUUUGUUGAUCGGAGUUUUGCAACAAUCAGGGAGGGACAUGCAGUAGGGCCGGGUAGAAUGUUUUUAAAACUUUAUGAAUAAGUUUUCAGAAGAUUUUGGGGUGCCAGAUUUUGGUUUCAUUUGUAUGUCAAUUCUGAGAACAGUGAAUCUGAAUUUUAAUUUUAAUGUCAACCAAUUGUGUGUUCUCCAUGUCACCUUGAUCUAUACCUUUAUUUGUUGCAUGAUUGU
Lotus japonicus is the source of this 1484-nucleotide messenger RNA. RefSeq names its product transcription factor MYB8-like. Lineage: Eukaryota; Viridiplantae; Streptophyta; Magnoliopsida; Fabales; Fabaceae. The transcript has 3 exons. The record is from RefSeq and is a predicted model, not a curated record. The coding region runs from base 352 to 1125 and encodes 257 amino acids.